This is a messenger RNA of Opisthocomus hoazin, 1377 nucleotides long. RefSeq names its product C-X3-C motif chemokine ligand 1 (gene CX3CL1). Gene Ontology annotation, biological process: positive regulation of cell migration; cell chemotaxis; positive regulation of GTPase activity. Gene Ontology annotation, cellular component: extracellular region. Gene Ontology annotation, molecular function: chemokine activity; CCR chemokine receptor binding. The record is from RefSeq and is a predicted model, not a curated record. NCBI's taxonomy places the organism in Eukaryota, Metazoa, Chordata, Aves, Opisthocomiformes, Opisthocomidae.
AUGAAGGCUCUUUCUCUCCAGGUCCCGCUGGUGCUGAGGGUCUUGUGCCUGGUGACCCUGGCUGGAGGGCAACCCAAAGCCCCCCUGAGGUGUUCAAGAGAGUGUGGCCCUUUCACGCGUGGGAUAGCGGCGCAGCGGAUACGGAGCUACCGCCGGACCGAGCCCUGGUGCACCAAGCAAGCCAUCAUAUUUAUUACUCUGAAGUACUUGGAGAUUUGUGCAGAUCCAGAGGCAGACUGGGUGAAGAAGAUCGUCGAGAAGCUGGACCAGAAGAAGGCUGCAGCUUCCCUGCUUCCACGGGAUGCCACUACAGCAGUGGCACCAGAAGAGCCCGGCGCUUUUCAGAAACAUGUUGGUCUCGCGGUAACGGCUCCAUCUCAAGCCACAGCUGCAGCCAGUUUCUUCCAAGGGACCGGCACAACAGUUUUGCAGAGAAUACGCGUUCCUGCUGCCGGGACAGAGGUGCCCGGCAGGUCGCCACCAGCCCCACAGCACACGACCCAGAUCCCUGCAGGAUCGUCCCCCGUGAUACGGGAAGCUGCUGCCCGCUCUGAAGUCGCUCCAGAAGCAAGCAGAGAUUCCUUAAAAUCUCCUGCACCUUCAACAGCUUCUGCAGCAGGCAUGGUCUCCAGCCAGCCCACCCCACACCCCACUGUUCUUGUGCAUGGCUUUGACAGCACCGUAGGAUCUUCAGGAGAACCUGCAGGAUGUACUGCGAAUGAUGAUGUUCGAGACACGACUGCUCCUAGCUCAAAUUCAGACCCUGUGGCCAUUACUAGAAGGCCAGACCAUUCUGUACCUUCUACAGAUGAACCCCUGGACCGUAAGAGUGCAAGAGCCAGUGCAGCAGACCCUGCCUCUACCAGUCCCAGCUCAGAUCUCCCCUCCAUCCCGGUCAGUGUGGAGAUCGCCAUGGUCCCAGCCACACCAGUUCCACCAGCGACUACUUCAGCUUCUGCUCUAAGCUCCACAGCUGGCAGAGACAAAGGCCCUUCUGUCCAUACCAAUGAGGUUGUCAGCUCCUCCGCAGACGCUUUUGGUACUAAAACAUUUGAUUACACGUGGGCUGAAGGAAAGGAAAAGCCUUCAGACAUGUCAGUUCUUCCUAGUCAAGCAUUCUCAGGCCAAGCCAGAGCGCAGAUGACUACAGACAGACCAAAUGAUCUGCCUCUUCCCAGCUUCUCGUCAAGACCUCAAAUGCACUUUGUCAUCCCGGUUUCUGUGGUAGGUGGUCUGAUGGUUUGCAGUGUUGCUGCUGUAUGGCUGUAUCUAAAAUUUGGAGCCAAAACAGAGGAGAUGUCGAGAGAAAUGGUACAGGGCUUGCUCUACCAGAAUAAGGGACAUCACAACAAUGUCUAUCCAAUGGAAGUAAUCUGA